Oncorhynchus kisutch (coho salmon) is the source of this 4355-nucleotide messenger RNA. RefSeq names its product far upstream element-binding protein 3-like. The transcript is spliced from 18 exons. Bases 226 to 2046 code for a protein of 606 amino acids. Gene Ontology annotation, biological process: regulation of DNA-templated transcription. The record is from RefSeq and is a predicted model, not a curated record. Lineage: Eukaryota; Metazoa; Chordata; Actinopteri; Salmoniformes; Salmonidae. Gene Ontology annotation, molecular function: RNA binding.
CAUCUGACCUCCAUCAGUACUUCUUCCGGUUAAAAUGGUCAUGCUAUCUGUCAAGUAACGCGUGAUUUCAUCAAAUACAUGUAUCCAAAAUGGAUGGUUCUGAAUCUCGCGGUAUCGUGUAGAAGGGGCUCAGCUUCUUCUUCCUGAGGUCGGCGCGUGUGCUGCUUGAUUUGCUCGCUAGUCUAAAGGUUUUUUUUGGUGUGUCGCUGAGCUGCUGUAGUAGGGAUGAUGAUGAUGGCGGAGUUGGUACAGGGACAGGCCUCGGUGGCUCAGCCUGGAACGAAAGCAGAUGGCUUCGCCGACGCUUUACACCGGGCCCGACAGAUUGCGGCGAAGAUGGGAGGUGACCAGAUGCCCCACAUGAACAACUCUUCUCCAGUCCUAGACCCCUCUCUCUAUGGCUACGGAGGCCAGAAGCGCUCAAUGGAUGAUGGAGUAGGUAACCAGCUGGGUGGAAUGGUACAUCAAAGGGCUAUUAUGACAGAAGACUUCAAAGUGCCUGAUAAGAUGGUUGGAUUCAUCAUUGGAAGAGGAGGAGAGCAGAUCACGAGAAUUCAGUUGGAGUCAGGCUGCAAGAUUCAGAUAGCUGCAGACAGCGGCGGCAUGAUGGACAGGGCCUGCACCCUAACCGGAAGUCCAGAGAACAUUGAGCAGGCCAAGAGGCUGCUGAGUCAGAUUGUGGACCGGUGUCGGAACGGCCCGGGGUUCCACAGCGAGAUGGACAGCAACAGCGCCAUCCAGGAGAUCCUCAUCCCUGCCAGCAAAGUGGGCCUGGUCAUUGGCAAGGGAGGGGACACCAUCAAACAACUGCAGGAGAGAACCGGUGUGAAGAUGAUGAUGAUCCAGGAUGGCCCCAUGCCCACUGGAGCAGACAAACCCCUGAGAAUCACUGGGGACCCCUACAAAGUGCAGCAAGCGCGAGAGCUGGUGGUGGAGAUCAUCCGGGACAAGGACCAGGGAGACUUCCGGGCCAGCAGGGGAGACUUUGGAUCCAGACUGGGGGGAAGCAGUCUGGAUGUGGCAGUCCCCAGGUUUGCUGUGGGCAUCGUCAUUGGCAGGAACGGAGAGAUGAUCAAGAAGAUCCAGAAUGACUCUGGGGUCAGGAUCCAGUUCAAACCAGUGUCCCCCUCUCCUUCAGACGAUGGCAUCAGUCCCGACCGGAUUGCCCAGGUGAUGGGCCAGUCUGACCGUUGCCAGCAUGCAGUGCAUCUCAUCAACGAGCUGGUCCAAACGGCACAGGUACAGCAGGCCUCCCCAGCCCAUUCUCUAGCUGGCUGGCUCCCGGACAGGGCCAGCCUGGCCCCCUCUCAAGCUUCUCUGGACCCCCUAGCCCUGUGGCUGGGUGGUGGGGGGGACCUCCUCACACAGGUGUACAGACAGGAGAGGGAUGGCUUUGGGAGUCCCGUGGGGCCCAGAGGCCGGGGCAGAGGCCGCGGAGACUGGAACAUGGGUGCGCCUGGUGGACUGCAGGAAGUGACGUACUCGAUACCUGCCGACAAGUGUGGCCUGGUGAUUGGAAAAGGUGGCGAAACCAUCAAGAACAUCAACCAGCAGUCCGGAGCGCACGUGGAGCUGCAGAGAAACCCGCCACCUAACACUGACCCCAACGUGCGCAUCUUCUCCAUCCGCGGCACCCACCAGCAGAUGGAAAUGGCCCGCCAGCUGAUCGAUGAGAAGAUUGGGGCCUCAGGAAUGGGGGGCAACAGCAGUUUUGGUCUGAACCCAUUCGGACAAGGACCAACUACCCCACAUCAGAAUGGACCCCAGACAUUCCUGACAGGAGGAUGGGGCACAACAUAUCAGACAUGGCAGGCUCCAGGCCAGCAGGACCCCAGUGGGCAGAGCCAAGCCCAGAGCAGUGGCUCUGACUACAGCAAAGCAUGGGAGGAUUACUACAAGAAACAGAGCCAGGCAGCAGGCCCCGGCUCCCAGCAGAGCUCCCCUCCGGACUACAGUGCUGCCUGGGUGGAGUAUUACAGACAGCAGGGGGCCUACUAUGGCCAGGGUGCACAGCAGACACCGGCCCCAGGCCUUCAGGAUCAUUAGAGAGGACACCCUUUAGUUGAAGAUUUUUGAAUCACUGAGAGGAUGAAAACAAACCUUUUGUAACAGAGGUUUCUAGAUUUGCAACGCCUUGAAGACUUUUACUUUUUUCUUAGUGAGAAACACUAGCUGUAGAAUGACUUAUACAAUUUAAAAAAAGAAUAUUUCUAAAUCAGGAACAUUUAAUUGUUACUAAAUACUUGUGUACACCAUUAUUUUGAAUUGACAAUUUCCGGGAUCCCUUUUGGACUUAUGAGAGCUGUUUUGUUUUCUAUUUUUUCCUUUUUGAUUCAAAUUACAUUGCCAAAACGAACCCCGGAGUUGUAACUUUUCAGUAAACGCAAUAUAAUCUAUUUUUUCUAGUUCUGUUGCAAUAAAAUCGCAAUUAUGGGCUUAGCAGUCUUGAAUUAAUUUUUGUUUUGUCAUAAGAUGUUUUAAGAAUGUGUAAAAAUGUUUUCUUUUCCUUUUACAAAAAGCAUUUUAAUUCAGUAAGAUGAAACUGUGAUAUUUUGUUACAGGAAAAUGUAUAAUUUUGUUGCAAAAUACGAGAGAUGUUGGCAAAUGGCAGUCAAUUCCUAAUUUAAUUCCUGUUGUGCUUUGUAUUGUUUUCCAUUGUCUUUUAUUGUACUCUGGUUUAAAAAAGGUGCAAUAUCUUAUUUCAUUUUUGAAACAAAGAUGGAUUCUCUAAUAUUUUGACAGGCGUUUAACUUGUAGUUCUUAGAUGAAUUUUUUUUAGGCAUAUGAAAAUGUAAUGAAUAAUUUAUUACAAUGAUCUGAUAUGGGAAAGGGGAUGUUGCAUUUUGUGAGUUAUUUGCCUUUGCUAUCUUGUAAAACUAUGUAUGUAUGCUCAGAUACUUGACUAAAUACUUUAUUUAAAAAUAUAUAUAUAAUUAAAUCAAAGAAGUUUUUUUCAUGGAGUCAUUAUCACAGGAAAACUGUCCCUGUUUUUCUGUUCUGUUUUCAUACUGAAAAUGUUCAAAGAUCGUGAAUGUGUCAUUUGAAAUUUGAUGUUGCAUCUUGCUAUGGACAAAAAUGAGAAAUGCCAGGUUUUUAUGUAUGUUUUGUACCUAAAUAAUUCAAGACUGCUAAGCCUCUGGAUUCUACCUGUGUAAUAAUUAAUUGUAGUUUUUUAUAUGCUAAGUAUUACGAUCAAAAUUGUCUUAUUUGGUACCACCCAGUUUCCCUAAUGCCCCAUCCAGUACACACUGUGGACUCGUGUACAGUCCAAUGCUAAACUUUUUAAUUCAUUUUUCUUUCUACUUUGUGUGAUCUAAUAUAUGUAUGAUUGAUUAGUUACGAAAUGAAUCUAGUGUUAACUUCAUUGCUUAAUGAAAAGGGAUAUUAUAAUUUCGAAAUGUUUAAUUUUAGUGUUUUUUCCUCAUAUGUACAGGUAACCGUGUAUUAAAAACGUCAAGACUACCUUUGUGUUCUGUUAAAAUUGUUUUAUUUUGCCAUUUGAAAGCUUAGUUUUCUUGUCACAUUCCAGUAUUGAGUGUUAACGAUUUUAUUGGGUUUAAACUGUGAAACCUUUCCUCCGCGCUCUGUUUUAAGACUGAGUAUUCGCUAUACAUGAAGUAAAUAUAAAGGUCAAACUGUAUGGUAUGUUGUAUAAACAGAAGAUAUAUAUUUUUUCUAUAGAACAUUACUUUGCCAGUUCACAAAUUCAAAUAAAUGUUCCACAAGCCUCUCUUGUGGUUGAAGUAUACGAUCUUUAUUAGUUGCUACAGUGCCUACAGAAAGUAUUCAUACCUCUUGACUUCCACAUUCUGUUACAGCCUGAAUUCAAAAAGGAUGAAAGUGUUUUUGUUUUUUUAUCUCACCCAUCUACUACACACACAACCCCAUAAUGAGUGAGAACCACGUUUUUAUCAUUUUUUGCUAAAUGUAUUGAAAAUGAGUGGCAGAAAUCUCACUUUACCUAAGUAUUCACACGCCUGAGUCAAUACAUAUAAGAAUCACCUUUGGCAGCAAUUAUAGCUGUGAGUCUUUCUGGGUAAGUCUCUAUGAGCUUCUCACACCUCGAUUGUACAAUAUUUGCACGUUGUAAAAUACAUCAAGCUAGACAGCCAUUUCCAACUCUUGCCUUUUAGAUUUUCUAGCUGAUUUAAGUUAAAUGUAACUAGGCCACGAAGGAACAUUCAAUGUUGUCCUGGUAAGCAACUCCAGUGUAUAUUUGGCCUUGUUUUAGGUUGUCUACUGAAAGGUGAAUUUGUCUGUCUGCUGGAAAGCACACUGAAUCUGGUUUACCGCUAGGAUUUUUGCAUGUGCUUAGCUCUAUUCAGUUUAUUUUUACCCCCCCCCCCCCCCCCCCA